This is a messenger RNA of Cryptotermes secundus, 2411 nucleotides long. RefSeq names its product beta carbonic anhydrase 1 (gene CAHbeta). The transcript has 5 exons. Lineage: Eukaryota; Metazoa; Arthropoda; Insecta; Blattodea; Kalotermitidae. Gene Ontology annotation, molecular function: carbonate dehydratase activity; zinc ion binding. The coding region runs from base 159 to 809 and encodes 216 amino acids. The record is from RefSeq and is a predicted model, not a curated record.
UAUUGGAUACCAUGUGGUAGCGUGUGCCAAAAGACCUACAUCGUUAACUCAAUUCUGUAAAGACUAAACUUGCACAGUGUGCGCUGACCCUAUUAUUAUUAAAUAUUGGGGAUUUGAGGUUCUUGUAGCUGUGGCCAAAAGCUGUAUUCUUCACUUGUAUGGACAGUAGAAUGAUUCCAACUCGUUUCACAGAGACCAAUGUAGGAGAUAUGUUUGUUGUUCGUAAUGCUGGCAACUUGAUUCCUCAUUCACAGCACUUCCUAGAUGAAGCAACAACAACUGAACCAGCAGCAUUAGAGCUAGGAUGUAUUGUGAAUGAUAUCAAACACAUAAUAGUUUGUGGACACUCAGAUUGUAAGGCUAUGAAUCUACUCUAUUCCUUACAGUGUCAGGAGUUUUCAUCACAGAAAAACAGACGCAUUUCACCUUUACGAGCGUGGCUAAGUGCCCAUGCAUCUUCUUCUUUGUCAACAUUUCAGCAGCUUGAAAUUUCAGGCUAUCAGAAACCACUCAUCUUUCAAGCAGAAACUCCAAUGAGGAAGUUUGUAGCCUAUAUAGAUCCUGAGGACAAUUUUUCUGUUGCAGAUAAACUUUCACAGGUGAACUGUCUUCAGCAGCUCCAGAAUAUUGCCAGUUAUGGAUUCCUCAAGAGGCGACUUGAGACACAUGAGCUUCACAUACAUGCUUUAUGGUUUGACAUCUACACUGGUGAUAUAUAUUAUUUUAGCAGACAAAACAAAAAAUUUAUUAAUAUCAAUGAAGAUACAUUCAAUAUGUUAGAAAAAGAAGUUCUAAAAUAUUAUUCAUGAUAAUGGUAUCAGAAUUAUGGUUAUAUAUGCAAAUUACAAUGGCCAGCAAUGCCCAAAUCCCUCUUAAAAGUACAAAAUCGCAAGUGUGUGUCCAUCCUUUAUCAUUAUCUUCUGAACACAGUAUGAAAAGAAUCAAUCAUUAAAAAGAACCUUAUUCUGUGGUUGGAAAAUAGAUUCCAGAAUAUUUUUAAUUUACAACAUCUGAUUUUGAUACACACUUCAAUUUCUCCUCAAUUAAUGGAAAAAGAAAUAAAAACAAAAAGUUCCUGAAUUCACAUUCCAUAAUAAUAAUAAUAAUUCAAUUCAGUUCCUUUUGAUAAAUGAAUAUAAAGAAAAUAAAAUAGAAGAAGUAUAAUAUUAAGGAUUAUGUAAAGGAAAGGUUUCUUCCAAGGAAAGAGUAUUCCUUCUAAAAACAUUCUACAGUUAGGUUUAUGUUUUGUAUCCUGUUGUAUAAAUAGAUUUAGGGUUUUGUAAGCCAUCACACAACGUGUUCAUUCUGUUAUGUACAGUAAGCGAUUGAAUUGAGUAUAUCAAUAGGUCAAUCAGUUUAUUAUAUUAAACAUUACAUCUUUUGGUCAUGGUUGACCACCCUCAGGUGUAUACGUACAUAAUCAUAAAUAUAUUGGGCUAUAUUGCUGAAUAUAUAAUCAAAAUUUAUCCAUUGUGGCCAUAUAAUUAAAAGUUUUUCAAAGAAUAUAUUGAAAGUAUGAAAAUUAUUAAUUGAAUAACGUGUAUAUAUGGCAUAUGAAAUGUGAAUAUAUUGAAUGGUAAUAGGGAGGUGUGUUUAUGUUAUGUGUGAAUUUACAUAUUACUAUUUAUAUAUUAUAUGUAGCUGAUAUGUUAGUACUACUAUAGUGUGGUCGGAAUAUCUUCAUGUUUUGUUACAUGUGUCCAGCUCAUAUGUAUAUAUUUAGGAACUGCAGAAAAUGUUGAUACAUAGUGUUGAGAAGGUUUGUAGUAUUUCAUAUGGUCAUUGUAAAUCAGUAUGUUAAGACUAAUGGAUUUCUGUGAAUAUGAAUAUUUAGUGUGUUGGGGGUAUAAUGCACCAUGGUUGCUUUUUGUGAACUUGAUUUUUUCCUGUUUGUAGCAUGUUUCCCAGUGUAACUUGUUUCAGUAGUGGUAGAUGACUUUACUAUAUGACCAAAAUGGGUGAAUUUUGAUUACAUAUUGAGGAAUAUAACGCCAUUUAUUUAUGAUAAUAUAUGUACACAUCUGAGGAUGGUCAACCACGACCAUAACAUGUAGUGUUCAAUAUAAUAAACUGAUUGGUCUAUUGAUAUAUUUAAUUCAGUUGCUAAUUAUAUAUGUAACAGAAUCAUGUUGUGGAACAACAUAAACACCCCUAAAUGAAACAGCAUAUGCCAUGAGUAGUGUUGGUCUAUUGAUAUAUUUAAUUCAGUUGCUAAUUAUAUAUAACACAGAAUCAUGUUGUGGAACAACAUAAACACCCCUAAAUGAAACAGCAUAUGCCAUGAGUAGUGUUGGCACACCUGGCUGAAGGACUAGACCUCACAUUACUGCCUACAGUAAAAAUGAGAAAUUCCCUGAUUAAUUUACCUGUUACAUCAAGACUGACAGUAUCUGUGAUGGAGUUACAGCUUA